AUGGACCGCGGAACAAUGCAAAACAAUGAUUUGUCCCUUGAGAAUUGUGACAUUGACAUUUUGGACAACGGGAGGACCAACAAAGAUGUCAUAGACAAUAAAAUAAAAGAGCUGGGCUCAGUGGACAAUGAAGAGCCGUUCUAUGUGGCAGAUCUAGACAGCAUGUACAAGAGGCACGCAGGCUCUGUGUUCAAACAGGCCAUCGCAGAUGCCCGACACGUCUUUGACAUGGCGAAUUUGCUCGGAUUCCAGAUGAGACUCUUGGAUAUUGGGGGAGGAUUCUCUGCGAUCGGGGACUUUAAAGAGAAAUUUGAAGAGUUUUCAGUCAUCAUUAACGAAGCACUGGAUGAGUUAUUCCCACCUGACUGUGGGGUGCAGAUUAUUGCAGAGCCAGGCCGCUACUACGUGGAAUCUGCCUUCACACUGGCAGCCAAUGUCAUUGCCAAAAGAGUCAUCAGUGAUGAUAUGGAUGAAGAUAGCGACCGUGAGGAAAGCCUUGACAGAAUGAUGAUGUACUACCUGAACGAUGGAGUGUACGGCUCCAUGAGUUGCAUUAUCAACGACCCUGCUCACUCCAACCUCAAACCGUAUCUUCACAGGGUUGUCGACAGCAGCGAGCGGCGCUAUUGCUCUGUUAUCUGGGGUCCAACCUGCGACAGCUUUGACAAAGUAACUGACAACUACUGGAUCUCUGAGUUGCACGUGGGGGACUGGCUUCUAGUUGACAACAUGGGAGCUUAUACUAUCUGUUCAUGCACUGACUUCAAUAGCUUUGAAAGAGCACACAUUUACACUGUUGUGACAGCUGAGACAUGGCACGCCUUAAACCUAUCUCAAACCUUCGGCAUGCAUAAAUGAUCUGGAAACUCUUCUUUUAGAUAUCUAUCUUUUACAUGCAA
Molecule: messenger RNA, 899 nt
Organism: Etheostoma cragini (Arkansas darter)
Lineage: Eukaryota; Metazoa; Chordata; Actinopteri; Perciformes; Percidae
Product: ornithine decarboxylase-like
Exons: 8
Coding region: 1-858 (285 amino acids)
Cellular component (GO): cytoplasm
Molecular function (GO): ornithine decarboxylase activity
Source: RefSeq, a predicted model, not a curated record